Messenger RNA from Rhizopus microsporus ATCC 52813, 1500 nucleotides. RefSeq names its product delta-12-fatty acid desaturase. Gene Ontology annotation, molecular function: oxidoreductase activity, acting on paired donors, with oxidation of a pair of donors resulting in the reduction of molecular oxygen to two molecules of water. The transcript is spliced from 2 exons. Bases 214 to 1380 code for a protein of 388 amino acids. The record is from RefSeq and is a predicted model, not a curated record. NCBI's taxonomy places the organism in Eukaryota, Fungi, Mucoromycota, Mucoromycetes, Mucorales, Rhizopodaceae. Gene Ontology annotation, biological process: lipid metabolic process.
CUUAACGCAGUUUAAAUAUUUUUUUUGAAAGGUAAAUCUGCCCCUAAUUAAAUCUUUGCUGAAGAUGAGAGACCAAAGAGAAGCUAUAAAGAUAAAAAACCAGGGAACGAAUUAAAAACUUUUUCUUUCUUUUCUUUUCCUAUAAAUCCCCCCUUCUCUCUUUCUUACUUUUUCCUUUCUUCAUAAUAAAGGCACCACUACUGAGGGAAUAGGAUGGCAACCAAGAGAAAUACCAGCAAUGAAUCAGCAAAUAAGCUUAAUAUCGAUGAAGCCAUAGCUAGAAACUGGGAAUUACCCGAAUUUACAAUCAAAGAAAUCCGUGAUGCCAUUCCUGCUCAUUGUUUCCGUCGAGAUACCUUUAGAUCAUUUACCUAUGUCAUCCAUGACUUUGCCUUUAUUGCUGCUUUGGCUUAUGCUGCAUCUUAUAUUGAUCAAGUGCAAUCUACAGCUCUUCGCAUGAUUUUAUGGCCUCUGUAUUGGAUUGCUCAAGGCAUUGUUGGAACAGGUGUAUGGGUUAUUGGUCAUGAAUGCGGUCAUCAAGCUUUCAGUCCUUCAAAGACAAUCAACAACAGUGUUGGCUAUGUUCUUCACACAUUAUUACUCGUUCCUUAUCACUCUUGGAGAUUCUCUCAUUCUAGACAUCACAAAGCUACUGGCCAUAUGACAAAGGAUCAAGUUUUCCUUCCAAAGACCCGUACUAAAGUUGGUUUGCCACCUCGUGAUAAAGACCCUCACCCAGAUGGUCCCCAUGAUGCCCUUGAUGAAGCCCCUAUUGUUGUAUUCUACCGCAUGUUUGUCAUGUUUGUGUUUGGCUGGCCCGCAUAUCUCUUCAUCAAUGCCACUGGUCAAAACUAUCCUGGUUGGGCCUCCCAUUUCAACCCUUCAUGUGCUAUCUUUGAUGAAACUCAAUACUGGGAUGUUGUAAGCUCAAACAUUGGUGUCCUUUCCAUGGUCGGUUUCUUGGGCUAUUGUGGUCAGAUCUUUGGUUCUCUUAAUGUCAUCAAAUAUUACGUUAUUCCCUACUUGUUUGUCAACUUUUGGUUGGUCUUGAUCACUUAUUUACAACACACUGACCCCAGAUUGCCUCAUUACCGCGAGAAUGUCUGGAACUUCCAACGUGGUGCCGCCUUGACUGUUGAUCGCUCAUUUGGUACCAUUAUCGACUAUUUCCAUCAUCAUAUCGCUGAUACUCAUGUUGCUCAUCAUUUCUUCUCUACAAUGCCUCAUUAUCACGCCGAAGAAGCUACUGCUCAUAUCAAGAAAGCUCUUGGUAAGCACUACCAAUGUGAUUAUACACCUAUCCCUAUUGCUCUUUGGAAGGUCUGGAAGAGCUGUAGAUUUGUUGAAGAGGAAGGAGAUGUUGUCUUUUACAAGAACUAGAUUCUCUCCUUUUCACUUUUCUUCAUACUGAUAUAUGCAUAAUCUUUUUUUUUUUUCAUUUUCUUAUUUGUACACUUGUAAAAAUAAACAGCAUAAAUCAAAACUUUAAUAUAAAGCGUC